AUGUGUCUGCAAGAGAAUCUUGAUGAUUUCGUGGAACCUAAGGCUAAUAAUUGUAACGACAAAGCAGGGAAGAAGAGACAGAGGAAGGAAAAACAUGAGCCUGGUCUUGAGAAGGAGAUCAAGAAGAAGAAACAAGACUCGGUUCGUGAUGAUUUGAAGAAAAAAUCCACAGAGAUUAAAGAGAUGUGGGAUUCAAUUACGAACAACAACAACUCCGGUGAUCUCGUAGCAAAUCGUCCUAAGAAAGAUGACGAUGACGAUGACGAUGAGUUAAUAAUCAGAUUGUUCAGGAGACGAAACAAGAAGAGCAAGCUUGGGAAAAAACCGGAGGAGAUUGCGAUGCAAGUAGAGCGAGUGAUGGCGAUUCUUGAGAUUGCUGUAGAAGACGACCUAGCGCUAAACAAAGAAGGCAAACCCGCCAUUAACAAGCUCAUGAAGCUGCCUCUUCUCAAUGGAGCUCUCUCAAAGAAACAGCUUCAAUCUGAGUUCUUAGAUCAUGGACUACUUAACCUUCUCAAGAACUGGCUCGAGCCGCUCCCUGAUGGCAGCUUACCUAGCAUAAACAUCCGCAGAGCUAUCUUGACGAUUCUCAACGAUUUAUGUAACUUGAUAGAUCAACAAGAGUGUAGAAAGGAACAGUUGGUCAAGAGUGGUCUCGGGAAGGUCAUAAUGUUCUUGUCAAAAUCAGAUGAAGAAACAACUUUUAACAAGAGACUCGCUAAUGACUUAGUCAACAGAUGGGGCCAUAUCAUUUACAACAAGAGCACAAGAUAUGAGGAGAUGUUUACUCAGGAGGAACGUGAAGAGCAACAUCAAGUGCUUUUAGCAAGACAGACAAGAAAGCUCUUAAGGUGUCCGAGACAGCAAAAGCUAGAGAUUUUGAGGUAG
Thlaspi arvense is the source of this 888-nucleotide messenger RNA. Lineage: Eukaryota; Viridiplantae; Streptophyta; Magnoliopsida; Brassicales; Brassicaceae. The record is from the annotation of a GenBank genome assembly.